AAUAUGCCCUUUAAUAAUAAUAAAAAAUCGAUAUUCUCUUGCAGUUGGGCAGGUAGGUAAUAAACCCCAAAAGAUGGAGGACGAAAAGGAGAGCAACCGCCAGUACUCGCCGGCGGCGGGUGGUAGUGGUUCCGGAAGUGGCGUCGAUGAGUCGGAGCUUAUUGCGGCUGAGUCGGAGCUUUGUGGCGCUGAUGGCGGUGGUGAUGAUGGUAAUACCAGAGUGAAAGGCCCGUGGUCGCCGGAGGAAGACGCCGUGUUGAGUCGGCUGGUGACGAAGUUCGGGGCAAGGAAUUGGAGUUUGAUCGCGCGAGGAAUUCCGGGUCGGUCGGGGAAAUCGUGCCGGCUUCGUUGGUGCAACCAGCUCGACCCUUGCCUCAAGCGCAAGCCUUUCACCGAUGAAGAGGACCGAAUUAUAAUUUCAGCUCAUGCGAUCCACGGCAACAAAUGGGCUUCAAUAGCAAAACUCUUGCCCGGUAGAACUGAUAAUGCAAUUAAGAACCAUUGGAAUUCUACCUUAAGACGUCGAUGCAUGGAACAGCGUAGAUUUAAACCCGGGCCGGCUGAUAUGAUGGAAGAUGGCAGCCUUGAGAGAUCAAAAGCUUCCUCGGGGGAAACACUGUCGGCUGGAGAUAUAAACCACUUCAGGCCUCAAGAAGGAAGAGAUGUAGUGAUGGGCGAUAGACCGAACUUUCAAGAAGACAAACCACCGAUACAAGAGGAUCAAACUGCCGUUGAACCAAAGGACCAUCCUACCGUUUGUCGUCCAGUUGCCCAUGUUAGUGCAUUCAGCCGAUAUAAUGCUCCUAGAAGUUCUAAAACGGAGUCCGGAAUGAUGAAUAGAAUCCCAAUGCAAGGGCCUCUAGCUCAAUCAUCCAGGGCAGACUGGGGAGUCGGGAAAAUCCUAGAAGAUCUUCGCUGUGAACCAGUCAUUCCCUUGCGAUGCGGAUUCGGUUGCUGCUCAACUCCAUGUGGGGGUCAUUCUCAGAGUUCGUUGUUGGGGCCAGAGUUCCUCGACUACGAGGAGCCCCCCGCUUUUUCGAGCCACGAACUAAUCUCCAUAGCAACUGAUUUAAACAACAUUGCAUGGAUAAAGAGCGGUCUCGAGAACAAUUACGGUAGGAUACCGAGCAAUGCUGCGGGCCAGAGAAUGUCUCAAGGAGCUACUCCAUGCAUGCAAAUAGGGAUAUCGGACACCGUGCGCUUCAAUGUCGGACCAAGCAGGUUAACAGGCAUGUCGAAGGAAGUUAUGCCGACGGAGAUGGCUAAACAAAUGUGUACGACGCGAUCUGAGGUGGAGGGUUUGAACUAAAGAUAUGAUUCUAUAUAGAAAGAGUGAUCAUAUUGUUAGAUUUUUUUUAAUGUUUUUUCAUGUUG
Hibiscus syriacus is the source of this 1374-nucleotide messenger RNA. Its product is annotated as transcription factor MYB25-like. Lineage: Eukaryota; Viridiplantae; Streptophyta; Magnoliopsida; Malvales; Malvaceae. The transcript is spliced from 2 exons. Bases 74 to 1309 code for a protein of 411 amino acids. Gene Ontology annotation, cellular component: nucleus. Gene Ontology annotation, molecular function: RNA polymerase II cis-regulatory region sequence-specific DNA binding; DNA-binding transcription factor activity, RNA polymerase II-specific. The record is from RefSeq and is a predicted model, not a curated record. Gene Ontology annotation, biological process: regulation of DNA-templated transcription.